Molecule: messenger RNA, 1977 nt
Organism: Aspergillus lentulus
Lineage: Eukaryota; Fungi; Ascomycota; Eurotiomycetes; Eurotiales; Aspergillaceae
Source: RefSeq, a predicted model, not a curated record
AUGCAGCUUAAGCUUUACGUGAUCAGCUUGAUCAGGUACUUCGGUUUCACGUCCUUGAUUGGACUGGACUCGGUGGAUGAGGCUCCUUUAUUAAAAGGAGAUAACACCACUCUGGAGGAACUCAGCUCCACACCACCCAUUUUUGUGCCACCCGGUACCGGUAAAGAUAAUCGCAUCAAGUGCAAUUACCCGGGACUGCCCGGCUGGUGGCAUCCGGAUUCACCAGAUUUAAGAGAUGUCUGGCUCCGGAAUAAUAAAACUGGGCGUGAGUACAACAUCAAAACUGAUUAUGAGGCUUCCUGGCCACAGGGAGUACGGCGCGAUUACCAUAUCAUUGUUAGUAAUGACACCACUGCGAAUUGGGAUGGAAUCCCCUUUCCUGGGGCAAAGUUGAUCAAUGGAACCUUUCCUGGGCCCUGGAUUCAGGCAUGCUGGGGAGAUUCAGUUCACGUCACUGUCACGAAUAACCUCACUUACAAUGGAACGGCCAUUCAUAUGCAUGGGCUGCGCAUGCUUAAUAAUAGUCUGAUGGAUGGCGUACCUGGGGUCACUCAGUGCCCAAUUCCACCAGGGGAGAGUUUUACAUACAAAUUCAGAGCCACACAAUAUGGCACCACCUGGUACCACAGCCAUUACUCACUUCAAUAUAGUGAUGGCAUGUAUGGGCCCCUGACCAUUCAUGGACCCACAUCGGCCAACUGGGAUGAGUCCAUUGACCCAAUUCUCCUGGGCGACCAUAAUCACAGAAGUGCCUUCCAAGACUACUAUCAGGAGCAAUUUUCCGGAAAAAAUAGAGCGCCACCCAAGAUGACCAGCAUCCUAAUCAACGGAAAUGGGAGCUAUGCUGGAAUGUUGCUUAGGAGAUAUCCAAUGGAGGUUGAAGGUCGUAAACGUUACUUGUUAAGACUAAUCAACACGUCCACUGAUACAACCUAUGUGUUCGCCAUUGAUAACCACAACUUUACUGUUAUUGAGUCGGACCUGGUGCCUAUUGAGCCUUAUGAAACAGACCAUUUGGCAAUUGGAAUUGGGCAACGAUACCAUGUUGUGCUAAACACAUGGCCGGAGGAACAGCGAAAUGGGACCAAUGAAUUUUGGAUACGGACUGUGCCAGCUGAUCACUGCAACAGCUUUGCUGAUCGACUUGACGUACGGCAGGGCAUCCUGUGCUAUAAGGGCUAUAAUUGCGGAUGGCCGACAACAAGUGAGGGUGAAUACAACUACACCUGUCGUGAUGAGCCACCGGAAAAACUGCGGCCCAUCAUUCCAUGGACAGUGCCUUCUCUCGAAGAGGGUGACAUUGAUCUACCCAACGCGACGAUCAUGCUUGCAAACUGGUCUCUCCCUGCUGAGCCACCUGACAUACCAUCAGGCCCCGUGGUGAACAACUGGCACAUGUUGGAUCACACCCUUUGGGUGAACUAUUCAGAGCCGACAGUGAGCAAUCUUGAUAGUCCAUUUGGCGAUAACGCCGUCGUAUAUACGGUUGAUAAAAAUCCCCCUCACAAAGAGUGGAACUACAUGGUUAUCGUUGGAGGUAAGGAUAAAAACUUGGGUCCUCCAAAGGGCGGUCGAUUGAUCCCUGCUGCGCAUCCGAUCCAUCUCCACGGCCAUGACUUCGCACUACUGCAGCAGUCAGAGUAUACUUACAAAGGGCCAAGUUCACUAAAUUUGACAUAUAACAAUCCACCUCGCCGUGACGUGGUGCUUCUGCCAAAGGAUGGUUUUGUAGUCAUCGCAUUUAAAGCUGACAACCCCGGUGCUUGGGCAGUCCAUUGCCAUAUCGCCUGGCAUGCUUCAGCUGGGCUAGCGUUCCAGAUCUUGGAAAGCAAAAAUGAUUUCAAGCGCCUGAUGGACAAACAACCUCGGGACAGAAGACAACUCGACAGGACGUGCCGGCGUUGGAACGAAUGGCGUUUUAACCCGGACAAAUUCUGGCACCGCAAAGGUCGUUUCCAGGAUGAUUCCGGCAUAUAG